Messenger RNA from Rotaria sp. Silwood1, 1358 nucleotides. The record is from the annotation of a GenBank genome assembly. NCBI's taxonomy places the organism in Eukaryota, Metazoa, Rotifera, Eurotatoria, Philodinida, Philodinidae.
UGCGUGAAAUACUGGACAUGGUGUUGGCUGUACCUACGCGAAAGAGCUGGCUACCAUAUGUUGAAACAUUAGCUAUUAACUUUCAGAGUAUGAUGGUUGAGCUUCUGCCUGAAAAGGUCAUACCUAAAGUACAUUUCGUGAGUGAAUACUGGAAAAUAAUAGAAGAGAAUGGACCAGCAAUCAAAUAUUGGUGUAUGAGAUACGAGGGUGCACACGCCUAUUUCAAAAAAAUUGCCCUUCAAUCUUACAACUUCAAAAAUAUUCCAAAAACACUGGCUCAACGACAACAAUUAAGACAUUGUUUUUUGCUAUCUGCAUGUCAAUUCUUGAAAACAUUUGAUGAAGCCAGUAGUAUUAAAAAAAUUGAGAUGCAUAGUAUAAAUUCAACAACCAAAGCCUUUCUCAUUGAACAAUUCGGAAAACAAUUCAUGCAACCUGACCAACCAAUUCAUGAAUGCUCUCAAUUAAUUUACAAUCAUAUUGCGUAUAAAAAAGAUGCUAUUUAUGUGUAUGAUUUAGAAUAUGUGGAGGAAAUUCCAUCAUUGUUACAAAUACUUCACAUAUUUAAAUUUAAUCAACAAUGGUUAUUUGUUGUAGAUCUGCUACGUACAGAGGCUUUUAAUGAGAAUCUGUGGAGCUAUAAAGUUAAGUCGUCCAAUACACUGAAAAUUGUUACGCCAAAUGAUUUACAUUACUAUCAUAAAGGUCUAGACCUAUACAAGAUAGAUGAUUUUUGCGUUGUUAAUUUAACAUCAAGAUUAACGAAAGAAAACUAAUAUUUUAGAGAGAAAACAGUUUCAGUAUUUUUUCUUCUACUUUAACUUUCAUAAUGCUUUGUGAUGUAACUACUCAUUUUGAAAAAACUUUUCAUUAAAACACUUCUUUAACUUUUUUUUUAUAUUUCAGAGAAACAAAUCGAUGGUGAUACAUUGUUUUAUAUGAAUGACUUUGACCUGUUAAAACCAUUUACAUUGUCGUACAAAAAUCAAAUACUCUUUUUAAAAGAAAGAGAAAAGUUAUUUUUGACAAAAACAACAAGAGAAAAUCUAACAUCAUCAUCGCCACAACAUCAGGUAACAGCAACCGUUGUCGAUGAUAGUGUACAAAAAACAAGUGAACAUAAUGAUGCAGUUCAAUUAUCAACAGAUGUAACAGCUAUUAUACCACCAAUCACAACAAAUUGUUCAACAUCUGUAAAAUUAUUACCAGAUCCAUAUGUAUUACCAGAUUUGCCUAAUCAAGUCAAAAAUGCAAUUAAUCAUAAGGAAAUGGAGAAAUUUGAUAAAUUAUGUAAUUUCAGAUCGAUUGUGAUCGAUGCAAUAUUUUAUGACCUAAAAAGAAAUUAUAAUUUGAUGUAA